UAUGGAUCAAUUCGGCACUUCACCAGCAAAUCCUCAAUCUUUAUUAAAUCUUUUAAGUGGUGGACAAACACCUAUGCACAGUGGAGUUUUAAAUUUUGGUUCGAAUGGCCCCGGAUCGGUAUCUCAACAGCCUUUAUCAAAUUAUCAAAAUUUGUUUGGAAGUGCCGGUCCAGGCUCUACAAUAAAUAUUGGGGCGCAAUCUAUGCAUUCUGUUGGAGGGCCAGCCUCUGUAUUCAACAGUCAAGGUCCAGGAUCUGUUCUCAAUCCAUUUUCUUCAAGUGGAGGAAAUGAAUAUAAAGGCCCCUCUUCUGUUGUAAAUUUGGCAGGAAUUCCAGCUUCAGCAAGUAAUUAUAAUGAUGGAGGGCCUGAAAGUGUUCUAAAUAAUUUAAAUAUUCCAAUGACUCCACUACAAGGAGGGUAUUCUGUUAGAGAUUCUCAACAUCAUAUUGGCUCUCAAUUACCUGCUUCAAAUAUUCCAACAGUUAUUCCUCAGACUCCUUUUAGUGCUCCGGCAGAAGUACCUUCUCCUACCUUACAAAAUAUUGUAUCUACUGUUAAUUUAGGUGUUCAAUUGGAUCUUAAACAAAUUGCUUUGAGAGCUCGUAAUGCUGAAUAUAAUCCAAAACGUUUUGCGGCAGUUAUUAUGCGCAUUCGGGAUCCCAGAACGACUGCAUUAAUUUUCUCUUCUGGAAAAAUGGUUUGCACUGGAGCAAAAUCAGAAGAAAUGAGCCGUUUGGCUGCUAGAAAAUAUGCACGAAUUGUUCAAAAAUUGGGAUUUAAUGCAAAAUUUACAGAAUUUAAAGUUCAAAAUAUGGUUGGGUCUUGUGAUGUUAAAUUCCCUAUACAAUUGGAAGGUCUUUGUAUUACCCACGCCCAAUUCAGUACUUACGAGCCUGAAUUAUUUCCUGGGUUAAUUUAUCGAAUGGUUAAACCUCGUGUUGUUUUACUUAUUUUCGUUAGCGGAAAAGUAGUUAUAACUGGGGCAAAAUAUAAAAAGGAUAUUGACGAGGCGUUUAAUCAGAUUUAUCCAAUUUUGAAAGGUUUUAAAAAAUGA
This is a messenger RNA of Meloidogyne enterolobii, 1054 nucleotides long. Lineage: Eukaryota; Metazoa; Nematoda; Chromadorea; Rhabditida; Meloidogynidae. The record is from the annotation of a GenBank genome assembly.